AUGGAGAUCCGUUUUGGAUUCAGGAUCUCUCUGCUGCUCGCCAUCCUUGUCUUGACUCUAUCAGGAGAGAGAGUCAGUGGCCAAAGGGCAGGAUGUAAAAAUGUUCAAUACGACCUGGCUUUCAUCUUGGACACGUCCUCCAGUGUGGGGAAGGAGAACUUCGAGAAGAUCCGCCAGUGGGUCUCCAGCCUGGUGGAGUCCUUCGACGUAGCUCCGGACAAGACCCGUGUAGCUGUGGUGCGCUACAGCGACCGUCCCACCAUCGAGUUUAAACUGGACCGCUAUCGCAACCUGGCCGACGUCAAGCGGGCCGCCCGGAACAUUGUCUACCGCGGCGGGAACACCAUGACCGGCGAUGCCAUCAGCUACACCACCAAAAACAUCUUCACAGAGAGCGCGGGAGCCAGGCCGCUAUCUAGGGACACCAAACGAGUAGCCAUCUUGCUCACGGAUGGCCGGAGUCAGGAUUAUGUGCUGGAGCCGUCCAGAGAGGCCAGCCAGGCUGGCAUCAGGAUGUUCGCCGUGGGUAUCGGGGAAGCGCUCAAAGUAGAGCUGGAGGAGAUUGCAGCUGAACCCAAGAACGCGCACGUGUUCCAGGUGGCCGACUUUAACGCCAUUGAUACCAUCAGGGGAAGACUGAGGAAAAGCCUCUGCGAAAAUGUCCUGUGUCCAAACAUGAAGGUUCAGCCAGACCGGUUCAAACCCAACAGUCCCAGUGCAGGCCUGGAGGAGGUUCCAGGAUUUGACCUGAUGGAUCACUUCAAUGUGAAAGAUAUUUUGGGCACCAGGGAUGAGCCUGGACAAAGUUCUUAUGUGCGCCUGGGGACCAUGCCCAUAGUCCAGCAGACUGAGGACGUUUUUGCCCAGGGCUUGCCAGAUGAAUAUGCCUUUGUGACGACAUUUAAAUUCAGGAAACUCUCCAGAAGAGAGGACUGGUACCUCUGGCAAAUCUAUGACAAGUAUGGGAUUCCACAGGUAUCCAUUCGUCUGGACGGAGAGAACAAGGCAGUGGAGUACAAUGCGGUCGGCGUGACCAAAGACGCGGUCAGGGCGGUCUUUAAGAACGAGGAGGUAGACAACCUGUUUGACCGCAACUGGCACAAGAUCGCCCUGAGCGUCGGGGCCAAAAACGUCUCCCUGUAUCUGGACUGCAAACUCAUCCAGACCAUCCCCAUCGAGGAGCGAGAGGACAUUGACGUAAAGGGGAAGACAGUCAUUGGGAAGAGACUGUACGACAGCGUCCCUAUUGAUUUUGACCUCCAGAGGAUGGUGAUCUACUGUGACUCCAAACAAGCUGAGCUGGAAGCCUGCUGUGAUAUUCCUGGUGGCCCGUGUCCUAAGCAGGUGGUGACGGAAGCCCCCCCUGUUGCCAUACCCACACCCUCUCCCACAGUAGUGGAGCAGCAGAGUGGUGGAGAGACAGUCAACUGCUCUUGCCCUGAAGGGCAGAAGGGAGACAUAGGUCCAGCUGGUAUCCAGGGUGCCAAGGGUGAAAAGGGUGAUCCUGGUAUUAAAGGCUCAGGAGGAUCUCAGGGCCUAAAAGGACUAAAAGGAGAAGCUGGCAAAGCCACCUCUAUUAAAGGUGAUAGAGGUCUCAAGGGAGACCCAGGUCUUCGGGGGGAGUCUGGAGAGAGAGGAAUCAAAGGAGAGAAGGGCACAUCAGGGCUUCCAGGCCUUGCAGGCAAAGCAGGAGGCAAAGGAGAAAGAGGGGAACCUGGAGCAGCAGGAGGGUUGGGCUUACCUGGACCUCUCGGACCAAAGGGUCUUCAGGGGGAUGCCGGCCUGCCAGGCACUUCCGGGCCUCAAGGAGUCUCUGGUGAUUCUGGCAAGAAGGGAGAGAAAGGAGCACCUGGAGUCAGGGGCCAGUCUGGUCUGGACGGGUUUCCAGGCAAGCCAGGAGUUUCAGGAAAAGACGGCCAGAAAGGAAGUGGCGGAGGACCUGGGCCUAAUGGAGUCAAAGGAGAGAAGGGAGAGAGAGGGCCAGCCGGACUACCUGGGGAUGUGUAUCAACAAGAAGGCCUGAAAGGAGCAUCUGGGCCCCCUGGUCCACCUGGGCUCCCAGGGGCCGAAGGACCCCCUGGCCCACCCGGUACACCUGGUGUCCAAGGGUUUCCAGGAGAGCCCGGAGAGUUUGGUCAAAGGGGUAAAAAAGGAGAAAGUGGCUUGCCUGGCGUUGAUGGACUUCCUGGACCCCCUGGUCCUCAGGGUCCACCUGGAAAUCAAGGCAACAACGGACAAACUGGCCCUCCUGGACUUCCUGGUGAAAUUGGCUUUUCUGGCAAACCGGGGGAGCCUGGCAAAGCUGGUCUGCCGGGCAAAGAUGGUCUGGAUGGUUUCCCUGGCAACGACGGAGCCAAGGGACCAAGAGGAGAGCCUGGUCUUGAUGGUGUGCCAGGCAAGCCAGGGCCCAAGAGUGAGGACGGACCUCCUGGGCCACGCGGACCUCCAGGGGACAGAGGAGAGGCAGGUUCUCCUGGGCAGUUAGGUCCAAUGGGUCCAAGAGGAGAGAAAGGACCAGGGGGUGACAGAGGAAAGGAUGGCUCAGUUGGACCAAAGGGGGAUCGAGGUGACACGGGUGCCGUUGGGCCUCGAGGAGCGCCCGGACUGCCAGGAGACGUGGCCAAUGUCAUCCCUCAACCCGGUGAGACAGGUCAGCCUGGAGAGAGAGGAGCAAAGGGAGAGCCAGGAAAUCCAGGAGAACCUGGUCAAAGAGGACUUCCCGGUGAGCAAGGUUUCAAAGGACAGCCUGGGCCUGCAGGUCCUAAAGGAGAGCCAGGACCUAAAGGAGAGACUGGGAGAGUAGGAGAUCCAGGCCCACCAGGAUUGCAAGGAACUCAGGGUCUCCGUGGCCUUCCAGGAAAUGUGGGAAUUCCUGGUAGCAUUGGACCACCUGGUAUUUCUGGACCAAGAGGAGAGAAGGGAGAGACGGGAAAAGAGGGACCCUCUGGUCCCGCCGGUCAGGCCGGACCACCAGGGCUGUCGGGAGAGACCGGACCACCGGGGAAAGGCAAGGACGGGCAGAGGGGUGAGCCAGGAUCGCAGGGACCACAAGGACCUCCAGGGUUGAAGGGUCAGCCUGGGUCACCAGGGCUGCAAGGCAUGCCAGGAUCCAGAGGACCACCAGGAGAGGGCAAAGUCGGACCACCGGGACAAACUGGCCCUGCUGGUGAGAGGGGACAACAGGGGAAUGCAGGACCAACAGGUGCGGCUGGGCCUCAGGGUCCUGCUGGACACAAUGGGUUACCUGGACGACCAGGUGAAAAAGGAUCCCAAGGAGAGCCUGGAAAAGCAGCAGAUCUAUCUGAUCUGAACCUGAAGGACGUCUGCUCCGACUGCCCGGCCGGUCCAGCUGGUCCCCCGGGUGUCCCCGGCAUGCCCGGCGAUAAAGGCCACGACGGACCUCCAGGCAAAGCCGGCCAGGACGGCUACCAGGGUCAGCCAGGGCCAACAGGUCCAGCUGGACCACCAGGACAAGAGGGCGCAAAGGGUGGCAAAGGUGACCGAGGGCCUGCUGGUGGACCUGGAGAGAAAGGUGAAAAGGGACCUGCAGGACCUUCCGGAUACCCAGGAAGCGCCGGUCUGAUAGGCCCACCUGGUACUGAUGGAAAUCCUGGCAUCGCUGGCCCCGUGGGCCCCCCCGGUGAGAAGGGAAAAGAAGGAUCAAAGGGAAUCCAGGGACCCCCAGGUCUUCCAGGGUUAUUGGGGGCGCCUGGCAAACAAGGAAAAGAUGGCCGACCAGGAGAGCCUGGGGAAUCCGGUAAACCAGGAGAACCAGGGCCGCCGGGCCGAGACGGACUCCGAGGACUUCCUGGAUUCAAGGGCCAUAGAGGCGAGCCAGGACCACAAGGGUCAAAGGGAGAAGACGGAAAAGCGGGUAUCCCAGGGCGAGAAGGCCAACCUGGAAAAGAUGGAGGCACGGGACCUCCAGGACCAGAGGGCCCCAACGGUCUUAGAGGAGAGCGGGGUUCACCAGGAGAGUCAGGACCAUCAGGAAAGUCGGGAGCCCCAGGCACUCCUGGUGUUGCUGGCACUAAGGGAGAGAAUGGAAACCCAGGAUUGCCUGGAUUCCCUGGUCCUAAAGGACCCUCAGGUCCUCGUGGUCCUAUGGGUCCAGAGGGGAAACAGGGAAUGCCAGGAAAGGCUGGCGACCGUGGAACUAAGGGUGACAAGGGUGACUCAGGAAUCAAGGGCGACAAAGGCCCCACUGGGGACCCUGGAGUGCCGGGCAUCCCCGGAGCGCCCGGCAGGAAGGGCCACACGGGAAUGAUGGGAAUGUCAGGUCCUCCAGGAGAGGCAGGAUUAGUUGGUCCUCCAGGAAACCCAGGACAGAAUGGACUACCUGGAGCUCGGGGAGAGUCACCAUCGAUUGAAACGAUGCGAAGACUCAUCCAAGAGGAGCUAGCGAAACAGUUGGAGGUCAAGAUGGCCUACCUCAUGGCACAGCUGCAGCCCACCCAUGUGAAGAGCACAGCUGGCAGACCUGGGCCUCCAGGAUCUCCGGGCAAAGAUGGCAACCCUGGCAGAGCUGGUUCCCCAGGAGAGCCUGGUAUGCCAGGCCAACCGGGAGGCGAUGGAAUACGAGGACCCAUGGGCCCUAAAGGUGAACGAGGAUCCAAGGGUGACCGAGGAGAGGACGGUGUUGGCCAGAGGGGCGAGCAGGGUCCAACUGGUCCCAUAGGUACUCCUGGUCCACCUGGUUACGGCAAAGACGGGCUUCCAGGAGCAGCAGGAUCCCAAGGAGAACCGGGCCACCCCGGACCUCACGGCCAGCCAGGUCCCUCAGGCCCGCCAGGCCAGUGCGAUCCCUCGCAGUGUGCCUUCUAUGCCAGCCUGGCGUCAAGACCAUCAUCCAAAAACGUCAAAGGGAAAUAAGGGGUGGGGCGUCUUAGCCCCCCCCCCCCCCCUCCACCCUAGGAGAGCAACCUACCAAUGAACUCAGUGUUGCAGUGAACCAAGAACUUUUCCUAUUGAGAUUUGUAACAUUAACCUCAGCCUGGGAGGUUUGGAAGGAUGUGUGCUGCCGGUCAGAAUAUCUGUGUUUUGUGAUUUGUUUGUCGUCUUUUUUUGUGUUUUGUUCAUUUGUUUGUCUGCGUGUUUGGUUGAGUGGAUGAGUUUUAAGGAGUAUGGGGGAAAUAUGCAAGAGAGGCUCAGACAUCAACUUUAUUUUCAAUCAGGGAACGAUUCACAACUCACCUAAACUCAGGGUGAGUUUAAAGCCUCUUUAGCUGUCAAGCGUAGCAACGUGGUUGAGGAGCAACCUUUGUUUGUAGUGGUUGCCAUGGCGUUAAUAAACAGCAUCCAUCUCAUAGUUUACACACCGUUCAUUCUGCCUCUACUCCUUCCCUGGAAUGGGGUCAGCACAGGUCAUCAAUCAGUGUUUGCGAAAAAUUGAUCCAUUGUUAGGAAGGCGAGUGGGCGUGUGCGUGUGUGUGUGUGUGUCAGUGUGUGUGUGUGUGUGUGUGUGUGUGUGUGUGUGUUAUUUUGGAGUCAGCUGGUAAUUAUCUAGUCUGGGGACCUAUCUACUAGAUUUUUCUUAUUGAUGGGUGGGCAGUCUGCAGGGAAAACAGUCGGAGAAAAGCUGUUUCGCUUAUCGACAGGCAGCCGCUGGCGAGAUCAUUAGUGAUCCCGCCAUUCGCUAGUGAAGUGCUCUUUCUGGGCGCUCUCGCCUGGGCCCCCUCGUUUGCCUCUUCUAGGUUGCCUUUUUCCGAGUUGCCUUAUUGUGUCUGGUAUCCGCUAAUGACUAUCAAUCUCCUCUGCUUGAUAAAUGACGAAAAAAUCUAUACUUUAUCACAAACACUUACAGGCCUAUCAUCAUAACACUAAAUGUUUCUUCAUUUGUGUCAUCUCCCCGACACGGCACGAAGACGCAUUAGCGGUGAAAUCUCGCAUCAUCAAUAAACGAGUGCCGAUACGAUAAACGAGAAGAGCAUCCGAACGCAGAAGGGAGACAAAUAUCCACACGGUUUAUGAUGAGUCAAUAACUCAACGUGUCGUCGGCUGAGUGAUGUUUGUUGGAGAAAUUAAAAAAGUACAGUGGAAUUAAAGUGUUGCCCCAGGAAGCUGAUCGUAAUCAUGGCCCGUGAUCCCCCCCCCCG
Sardina pilchardus (European sardine) is the source of this 6095-nucleotide messenger RNA. It is a transcript of the gene col22a1, whose product is annotated as collagen, type XXII, alpha 1. Lineage: Eukaryota; Metazoa; Chordata; Actinopteri; Clupeiformes; Clupeidae. Bases 1 to 4872 code for a protein of 1623 amino acids. Gene Ontology annotation, biological process: extracellular matrix organization. The transcript is spliced from 64 exons. Gene Ontology annotation, molecular function: extracellular matrix structural constituent conferring tensile strength. The record is from RefSeq and is a predicted model, not a curated record.